Molecule: messenger RNA, 3922 nt
Organism: Arvicanthis niloticus (Nile rat)
Lineage: Eukaryota; Metazoa; Chordata; Mammalia; Rodentia; Muridae
Gene: Cep135
Product: centrosomal protein 135
Source: RefSeq, a predicted model, not a curated record
GGGGCAACCGCGGCGCUCCCUCCUGGUGGGCCGCGACCGUCUCUCCGCGCCAUUUUCAAACUGCGCUCGCGCCGGAGCCAUUGGCCGCCGCGGGACGAACCAGCGAGGACGGCGGGUCCCGAGGGCGAUGUGCCUCCCGACGGAGCGGCGGGCUUUAAGUUUGGAGUGUGACUAAAACUGGUUUUGGAAGCAAGAUGACUACAGCUGCAGAGAGAAAGUAUAUUAACAUUAGGAAGAGGUUAGACCAGCUGGGCUACCGCCAGACCCUGUCAGUGGACAGCCUGCCUUUGGUAGAAAAACUUUUCAGUGAUUUAGUUCAUACGACAGAAAGCCUGCGGCAGUGCAGGCUGUCCUCGGUAAAGGCAGAAAAGGAAAGUGCCAAUUUCGACUUUGUCUUGGAACCUUAUAAACUUGAAAAUACAAGGCUGAAUAAGGAGAAUAAUGACUUGUAUCUGGAGUUAAUGAAGCUCAGAGAAUACUCAGACAAGCACAUUAAAGACUUGAAAAUCACAUUGAAGAAAUGUGCACGUGAGACAGCUGAUCUGAAGUUUCUGAAUAACCAGUAUGUUCACAAGGUCAAACUCCUGGAGAAAGACAGCAAAGCUAAGGAUGAAAAAAUCCAACAGCUCCAAGAAAAGAAUCUGCGUGCUGUAGUGCAGACUCCUGGUGGCAGGAAAAGAAACAUUGCAUUUAGACGCCAACGGAUGCAAAUUGAUGAACCAGCCCCACCCUCGGAAGUCAGUUCAUACCCAGUUCCUCAACCAGAAGACCCUUACAUUGCGGACCUCCUGCAAGUGGCUGACAACAGGAUUCAGGAGCUGCAGGAGGAAGUCCACCAGCUGCAAGAGAAGCUAGAACAGAUGGAGAAGGGAGUGCACGACUACAGCAAGCAGAUUGAACUAAGAGAACGAGAAAUAGAACGACUGUCACUUGCUUUGGAUGGCGGUCGUUCCCCUGAUGUCCUGUCUCUGGAGACUAGAAAUAAAACCAAUGAAAAGCUUAUUGCGCACUUAAAUAUCCAGGUCGACUUCCUUCAGCAAGCUAAUAAAGAACUGGAGAAGCAUAUUCAAGAGCUCGUGGCAACCAAGGAAACAGUGACAACUGAAGUUGUGAACCUAAGUAGCAGAAACGAAAAGCUCUGCCAGGAGCUAACGGAAAUCGACCAGUUAGCCCAGCAGCUGGAAAGGCACAAGGAGCAGGUGCUGGAGACAGCAGACAAGGAGCUCAGCGAGGCAAAGAAAGAGAUUAAAAGAAACCUCAGUGAAAUGCGGAACCUUGAGGAAAAAAUGUCAAAACUGCAAUGGGAAUUAGACGUAAGCCAUAAGGAGAAGGAGAGACUGAACAGUGAACUACUUUUAAAGUCAGACCUGGAGACUGUUGUUCAUCAGCUUGAACAAGAAAAGCAAAGACUUAACAAAAAACUGCAAAGUUUUGCAGUCACAGAAAGAGAACUGACUUUGGAGGUUGAGAGGAUGAGGCUAGAACACGGGAUAAAACGUCGAGACAAGUCACCUUCUCGUCUAGACACAUUUCUGAAAGGCAUAGAAGAAGAACGCGAUUAUUACAAGAGAGAGCUGGAGAAACUGCAGCAUCUCAUCCAGCGGAGAUCUUGUUCUGUUAAUUACUGUGCUCGGGAAAAAUCUCCUGUAGUCAAAUGCUCAGAAAGGGGUGACUACAAUUCGGACAUUCACCUGAUCACAAGAGAAAGGGAUGAGCUUCAGCGCAUGCUAGAAAGAUUCGAGAAAUACAUGGAGGAUAUACAGGCCAAUGUGAAACUGCUGACGGCAGAACGGGACAAACUAAGUGCUUUGUAUAAGGAAGCAAAGGAAGAGUUAUCUGCACUGAGACAGGAGUCCACUAAUACAGCAGUCCCCAACCAUGUUGUUAGUUGUAUAGAAAAGGAGAAAGAACUCGCGUUAUCUGACUUAAGAAGAAUUACAGCAGAAAAGGAAGCUCUGAGAGAAAAGUUGAAAAAUAUCCAAGAAAGGAAUGCAGUUGGAAAAUCAGAGUUAGAGAAGACUAUUGAACAUUUGACUUACAUUAAUCACCAGCUUGAAAAUGAAAAAUAUGAAUUGCAAUCUAAAAUGUUAAUAAUGAAAGAAACAAUGGAGUCAUUAGAGAACAAAUCAAAACUCCAAGCUCAAAAACUUAGCCAUGUGACUGGUGACUCAUCUCAUCAGAAAACAGAGAUGAACUCACUUAGGAUGGUAAGUGAGCAGCUACAGCGGUCGCUUGAUGAUUGUCAACACCGGCUCGCCAUAAAAAGAGGGGAGCUUGAGUCAGCCCACGAACAGAUUAAAAUGCUGGAGCAGAAACUAGAGAAUCUCAACCACAGGAUGACAGUGCAGAGCGAAGAAACUCACGCAAUGAAGAAGACCAUUGGAGUGAUCGACAAAGAAAAGGACUUUCUCCAGGAGACUGUAGAUGAGAAGACGGAAAAGAUCGCCAACCUACAAGAAAGCCUCCUUAGUAAAGAAAAAGUUAUUGCCCAGUUGAAGGUCACAGUCUCAGAGUGUGAAAAGUCACUUAACCAGCUACAAGAAACUUUGACUAAUCGAGACCGAGAGGUAACCAGCCUCCGGCGCCAGCUCGAUGCAACUCACAAGGAGCUUGAUGAUGUUGGGAAAUCGAGAGAGAUCUCUUUUAAGGAAAAUAGAAGGUUACAAGAUGACCUGGCCACAAUGGCAAGAGAAAACCAGGAGAUCUCACUGGAGCUGGAAGCCUCCGUGCAAGAGAAAGAAGAGAUGAAGAGCAGAGUCCACAAGUACAUCACUGAGGUGUCGCGGUGGGAGAGCCUAAUGGCUGCCAAGGAAAAAGAAAACAAGGACUUACUGGAUAGGUUCCAGAUGCUUCACAACCGCGCUGAGGACUGGGAGGUCAAGGCUCAGCAGGCGGAAGGGGAGAACAGCUCAGUCCGCCUGGAGCUGCUGUCCAUUGACACGGAGAGAAGGCACCUGCGGGAGCGAGUGGAGCUCCUGGAGAAGGAGAUCCAGGAGCACAUAAAUGCACAUCACGCGUAUGAGUCUCAGAUCUCGUCAAUGGCAAAGGCCAUGUCUCAGUUAGAAGAGGAGCUGCGGCGUCACCAGAGCGAGAAAGCGACCGUGUUAGGUGACGUGUCGUCUCUCCGGGAACUGUGCAUUAAGCUUGACUCGGGCAAAGACAUCAUGACCCAGCAGCUGAGCUCCAAAAGCCUUGAGCUGGAGAGGGCAGCAGCAGAAUUAGAGAAUGUAAAAUCAGAAUCAGAACUGUUAAAAAAGCAGCUGGUGAGUGAGAGACAGACAAUUAAAAACCUCGAGUCGUUGUUAGCCACCAACAGAGAUAAAGAAUUCCAGUCCCAUUUAACCUCCCAUGAGAAGGACACAGAAAUCCAGCUACUGAAGGAGAAGUUAAACCUCUCAGAAAGCAAACUAACUACCCAAAGCCGAGAAACGUCCAUGCUUCGAACUAAGGUGGCACAGUUGCAGACAGAUUAUGAUAAUCUGAAAAGGCAGAUGUCACAUGAGAAGUAUGAACGAGAGCGAGCAAUCCAAGAGAUGCGCCGACUUGGGCUCCCGACAUCACCUCUGAGUUCCACUCUGAAGUCUCCUGUACAGUCUCCUGAGCACAUAAAUGCAUAGUUACCAGAAAGAUUAUGGUUUUCAGUGAGUUUCUACAUGGAUUUUUAUAAGAACACAAGAGUAAUGAAAUAUUUGAAGUACUUGUUCCUGUGAAUCAUGAACAUUGACACAAAUUCUACCUCUGUCAACCUUUAUUUAAAUCAGUGGAUAUUUAAGUUAAAAUGUUUAGUUUUAAAAGAGCCUUAUAUGUAUAUUUUCAUAUGUGAAAAAACAAAAUAUGUAUUAAUAGCUUAACUGAUGUGAUAUGUGAAUUUUUAUUAUUCCCAACUAAAAUUACUCCUUAAAAUGUGUUUAUACUGUGAAUU